Messenger RNA from Sodiomyces alkalinus F11, 2855 nucleotides. RefSeq lists its product as hypothetical. The transcript has 4 exons. Gene Ontology annotation, cellular component: nuclear cap binding complex; nucleus. The record is from RefSeq and is a predicted model, not a curated record. Gene Ontology annotation, biological process: nuclear-transcribed mRNA catabolic process, nonsense-mediated decay; mRNA export from nucleus. NCBI's taxonomy places the organism in Eukaryota, Fungi, Ascomycota, Sordariomycetes, Glomerellales, Plectosphaerellaceae. The coding region runs from base 148 to 2550 and encodes 800 amino acids. Gene Ontology annotation, molecular function: mRNA binding; RNA cap binding.
GCUCGAGCUCUUCGCUGUGACCUGGACUGGUUUGCCUUACCCUCAAUUAACCCCCAUCACCCAUCCAUUACGCCCUUUUUAUAUUUCAAGCCUUUUAGUUCAAGCCAAUUGAGUACGCAAGCGGCGUGGGGACUGCGAAUCGCUAGCAUGGCGGACUACGAUCGGAGACGUUCGGGUGGUCACCACAACAGAAAGCGAAGGUAUCGAGAUGACGAUGAGAAUGAUUACCGGCAGCAACGCCGCCGGUACGACCAACCGCCUCCCCUCCCGGUCCGGAUCCGAAAGCAACUUCUGUCGCUGGCCGAGUCGCCUCUCCGCCGGUGGCACGACGAGGUGAAUUCGAUUGCGCACCUUGUCGCGGACAAUGCGGAGGACACGGAGGUGCGCGAGGGCUUCGUCAACUUGGUGCUGCAGCUCGUGCUGGAGCAGCCGCUCAAAACGCCGUUCGUGGCGGCCGUCGUUCUCGUCGUCAACACGCUGCAGCCCGACAUUGUGCGCGAGAUCCUUGCGAAGACCAGCGCCACCGCCGAAAACAAGAUCAAGGACGGCGAAUGGAGGGAUGUGAAGCUGUGCCUGAAGCUUCUGGCGUGUUUGCAGAGCUGCCUGGGCGGAGAUGGCGUGUUUCCCGUCCUCGACGAACUGUUUAACCGAGCUGGCGACCUGCAGACUGCGAGUUCUGACGACACUAUCGGCACCGAACUCGUCAAGAUUAUCCUCUUUACCAUUCCUUACAUCAUGGCUGGGGGCCCUGGACAACAAUGGCAGGAGAGGGCAGCAGAUCUAAUGGACAAAACGGACAUCAUUGCCUCGGAACCUCACGCUUUGCAGGCUUUGAUCGAUCCAUAUCUGCCCGAGAGCGAAGGACAGCCCACCGAAUCCUCGAGCAUGAUUUGCCUGUUGCAGAAGCAGUUGCAACAUGAGGCGAGUAAUAACUGGGAGUUGGCAUGCCUACCGCGCCCGUGGAGACUGCCUCUGGAAGAGAUAGAGGCGCAGGAUAAGCUCGACAAUGCGACGAAACAUGACCUGCCGACUAUUUCCGUCCCCGAGAGGGUCAUCCCGGGGCCUCGACCACUGUUUCCCGAAGUCUACUUUUCCGUAUAUGCAGGCCAAGACAUCCCGUCGGUUCCGCCCGUUACGGAUGUUGCGUCCUCUCUGAUCCGGGAUGCACUGGUGGACACGAUUAACAUCCUCGACUUCAACCGCCACGCCACCGCCCGUUUCUUGAUCGAUGUGGAUUGUUAUUUCGCGGAUGGCACGUUUAUUAAGCGUGCGACGCCAUUUGACCGUCUCCGAGACAUUGAAAGCGGCCGGUCUACCUGGAAGCCCGAAGAUGUUGCCGUCGACGCCGUCUUUUCGCAGUUGCAUCAGCUGCCGGCGCCCGAGCAUAAGCUUGUCUACUAUCACAGCGUUCUGACCGAGGCCUGUAAGCAGGCGCCCGCCGCCAUUGCGCCGAGCUUAGGCAGAGCUAUAAGGUUUCUAUACCGCAAUUCGAGCCGGAUGGAUCUGGAGUUGAGCCAGAGGUUCAUGGAUUGGUUUGCGCACCACUUGAGCAACUUCGGCUUCACCUGGAAGUGGACAGAGUGGGUGGAUGAUGUGUCUUUCCCGGAUAUCCACCCGCACAAGGCCUUCAUUCUUGGUGCUCUAGACAAGGAGAUUCGGCUGAGCUUUGCCCAGCGCAUCAAGAACACACUACCCGAGGAAUACCAGGUUCUUAUUGGACCCGAGAAGGAGAAUGAUGUACCUGACUACAAGUUCUCGGACGACUCGGUGCCUUUUGCAGCCGAGGGUCGGGAAAUGGCGACGCUGCUGAAGCGGAAGGCUCCAGAUGAGGAGUUCCAGCCUAUCGUUGACCACAUUCAAGCAGCUGCUGGUGAGCACGGCUUGGAUCCCUUUAUAGCGAGCACCGACGUGUUCGUCACGGCGGUCUGCUGGGUCGGCUCCAAGUCGCUCAGCCACGUUCUAGCGUGCAUCGAGCGUGUCAAGGACCGACUACUCGACGUCGGAGCUGCUUCGGAGGGUGCCCGGGCCCAGAUCAUUACGGCCGUCAUGUCGUAUUGGCAAGCGCACCCAGGUGUAGCUCUUUCCAUUAUCGAGAAGUUGCUCAACUACUCGAUUCUCACGCCAUCCUCUGUCGUCGAGUGGGCGCUCGGGGCCGGAUCCAAGGCCGAAGCUGACGGCGACCGCGCCGGAGAUGGCUUAGCAAAGGCGCACGUCUACGAGUUAGUUCACAACACGGUGAACAAGGUGACGGGGCGGGUCAGGUUGCUCCUGGCGCCAGGUGCUGAGGCAGACGAGGAGACGAAGACGCGCGAUGUCCAGGCGAUGAAGGAUCUCUUCAAAGCCAUUGAGGAUGCGGUCGUGGGCUGGGCUUCGGGCAGCAAAGACCAGAUGCUAAGGGACACGGAAGGGGAUGAAUCGAGAGACCAGCUCCUGCGACAGUGGGGCCAGCGCUGGCUCCGCGUUUUCCGUCGCAAGUCGGCCAUCGAGGAAGCCCAUCUUUUGGAGGUGCAAAACAACAAUGCGCCAGCAGAGGGAGAUGACGGGGCCUAGAAGUCAGCCAUUUAACCAGCUGCGGACUGGCAUUGGUAAAUCGGAAAAAAAGGGGGGAAGGGAUAUUUGCGAUCUGUACGAGUAACUGGGGCGGGAGUUCUUUUCAAGUCGGCUUCCUCUGAAACUAGCUCACAGCCUUCAUCCAUCUCAAGAGAGCUCAUCUGAGGUUGGGUAGCUGAAAAAGCGGCGGUAAGGCGCAUCACAUUCACCGCAUUACUCUUAAGGAGAUGGCUUGCGGGAGAAGCAUGGGAGUAGAAGACAGACUACAAGAUAGUAAUAAAAUAUCAAGGACUCAAGUCACCAGU